GAAGGGAGGAAUGAACUCUCUGACGAUAAAGACUUAAUUGUCACGUUGUUUCAGAUUUUAUUAAACCAAUUUUUCAUUUAGUCUAAAAAAGUCAGGUGUAAAAUAAGAGCACUAAUGACAAAAAUAAUUUAAGGAAUCUUUUAAUUAAUUAAUUUAUUUUUAAAUGCUGACUCCUAUCUUGUCAGCAUGCGUUGUUGCUGCAAGGGGUGGGUGAUUUUUAGUCCUCAUCAUGGUAUGAAAAAGGUUUUCGGUUAAUUAUAAGUACAUUUUUACAUUUUGUCAUCCAGAUAUCCGUGAAUUAAGACAAAAAUUUCUUAAAGAUUUAUUAAAUAUCUAAUAUAUGAAUUAAAUUCAUGUAAUUCAUCAAUUUAUGGAUGGAAUGGUCAUUUAUUCAUUCAUCUUAAAAAGAUUAAAACAUAAGGCACAGUCUUGUUAACUGCCGCAAAUUUAGUAAGGGGUGAUGGUUGGAUGGGCGCAGGCGUGGUUAAAGAAAUAUUAAAGCAUUUCGCAGUGGUUAGAAAGGUGGACAAGGAUGGCUUAUCUGGUCUGCACAGGGCUUGUUUAAGCGGCCAUUUCGACGUGGUAAGGUUUCUGUUGCGUCGUGGUAUUGGAAUGGCUCGCAAAUUCACAAACUCUGGGUAUACGCCCUUGCACUUGGCUGCGAUCAACGGACACACCCACAUUCUUCAACUAUUUGAGCAGUAUAAUCGUUUCUUGUUUGUGGAUCGUACGCAACAGGGAGACCCAAUUCUUCAUGUCACCAUUCGGUAUAACCACUUCAAUACCUUUCUCCACUGCGCUCAACUCUUCCAUGAUGAUGAAUCAUUCAUCCAUUCUGUUGACCGACAUGGGAAUACUGUUUUACAUGUUGCAGCAGAGUAUGGACGAGUAAAGUUUGUAAAACAUUUGAUCAAUAAAAUGAGAAUGCCGAUAAAUCGUCACAACACGGAAGGGCUGACACCCCUUGACAUGCUCGACAACAUUGCUGCUACUGAUAUUAAGAAGCUCCAAAUUCUUGAAGACAUGUUGAAAAAUGUCGGCGGAAAGAGAAAAAUAGAACUUACGAAUUCGACUAUUCCAACUAGCAACAAAGGGGAAUUGGUUCAGGAAUGGGUUCAUUCUUUGGAUCCAAAUUUGUUCGAGGAGGAUGGUUUGCAGAAGACUGACUUAGAUCAUAAUGAGAAGGAAGAAGAUAAGAUUGACCAUGAAAAUUUGGGGAGCAAUAAUGUUAUCCGUGCUAACGAUGAACAAGAUGAUCAAGAAGAGAACAAAGACGAGUAUGUGGUUUCAAACAACUUGGAGAGGCAAGAGCAUCUUAGUCAAAAGCGGCGGAAAGUGCUCAUCAGCAAAAUGGAUGAGUACCAUUCUCGACGCGAAAAGCAACACGAUAUGUAUAAGGAGGCAUUGCAAAAUGCAAGAAACACAGUUACUUUAGUUGCAGCUUUGAUUGCUACAGUUUGUUUUUCUGCGGGCAUAAGUCCCCCUGGUGGGGUUUACCAAGCUGGCCCAUUGAUUGGGAAAGCAGUAUUCGGCAAAACAAAAGGCUACAAGGUAUUCGUAAUAAGCAACAGCAUUGCAAUGGCAACAUCUCUAUGUAUUAUGAUCGUUUUAGUGAGCAUCAUUCCUUUCAAAAAAAGACUGCUGCUGCGGCUUCUUAAGAUUACCCAUAAACUGUUGUGGGUGUCUCUAGCGUUCAUGGCCACGGCUUUCACGUCGGCUACAUGGCUCAUCUUGCCUCAAGAUUAUAGGACACAUUGGCUUCCGAAUGUGAUACUGGCGGUGGUGGGAGGUAUUAUGGGAGCACUAUUCAUAUAUUUGGGAGUAGAGUUGGUAAAACAUUGGAUGAGGAAGCUCAAGUUCAGAAGGGAGAGAGUCACAAAGCCAAUUGUUCCGGUCAGCAGUAAUUCUGACCAUCAAUCCACAGAUGAUCUAUCGUCUGGUAAAGCUGAGUUAGACAUAGAGCGACGUGAUCUAAGUAGACUCUAUUCAUUUUCUACUAAUUCCGAUGUUGCCAGUUCCAGAGGUCACGGUGGUCACGUAUAUUAAAGACAUGUUUGUGAACGAGUGAUUUUUGUGAGAGUGAUUUAAUUAUAAAUAAUUUUGUAAAACCUUUAAUAGAAAAGUUAUUUAAAUAUUUGAUACCGCUGAGCUAUAUUAAUGUUUUAUUUGAAAAAUGAUUUUAGAAUAAUCAAGUUAUUCAAAAUUAAAACUAAAACGAAUAUAACUCAGCGGUGAUCGACAUAUAUGUCUAAUCAAGGGUUGUGAGUUGGAUCCCUACCCCUAGUAUAUAUAAAAAAAUAGUUAUUCAAAA
Messenger RNA from Momordica charantia (bitter melon), 2311 nucleotides. NCBI's taxonomy places the organism in Eukaryota, Viridiplantae, Streptophyta, Magnoliopsida, Cucurbitales, Cucurbitaceae. The record is from RefSeq and is a predicted model, not a curated record.